Coniophora puteana RWD-64-598 SS2 is the source of this 787-nucleotide messenger RNA. RefSeq lists its product as uncharacterized. NCBI's taxonomy places the organism in Eukaryota, Fungi, Basidiomycota, Agaricomycetes, Boletales, Coniophoraceae. The record is from RefSeq and is a predicted model, not a curated record. The transcript has 5 exons. The coding region runs from base 474 to 689 and encodes 71 amino acids.
CUUUACAGGAAUGUAUGCUUUACCUGUACCAGAUGACAAGACAGUGCAUUUAUCCAUGCAUGCCCCUCGAGCAAAAAAGCUCUCUGUGUAAUGGAUCACCUCGCACUUACGUGGUGGCAUGACGUCGCAGAUUAGCGUCUAUUUCGAAGCCAAUCUCGAGAUCUCUCUUGUAGAGUCCAUUCACGAGUCCGACGCGGAAUGGCGAAGAGGGAUGCGUACACCGUAGUGCGUAAUGUUUGUAUAGUACGAGACGUUAGAAACCCGACCGCUCUGAUCGAUGCAGGAAAGAGGGCACCUCUCACUCAGAUGUGCUCUUUUGGGUAAGCUGACAAUGCCUAACAGCAUCGCUGGGCAGCUCAGGGUAUUCAUAUGGCCACUCGUAUGGAGGAACUCGAGGCGCAGAUGGGCGGCUUACGGCUCCAUACUGCUGAGCAGGGCGCGAUGAUCAUCGCGACUCAAGGGGUAUCUACGCGAUGAUGGUGGCACUGAUCUACGUUGCCUCCCCUGACUCACUGGUCGGAUCUCGUCAAGCGCCCAAGCUCUCGCUGCUUGUUACCAAUUCAGAUGACGGAGUCCCGAGUCCGCGAUGCUUCUUCGAUCAUCUGGCACUGGCUUUCGAGCGACAGUCUCGGAGGCAUCUUUGCUAUCUCAAAGCACGUUCUUAUGUGCUCCGCAAGCCUUCGCAGUGAGGUUAUGGGAUGAUUUCGACGGCGUCUUAAUGCGAACCCGGGGCGCCAAAACCACCGAUUGGCCGGCUUCGAGGCUCGGGAAACGUGCUGAUUGGCUA